AUGGUUCUGUUCCUCUUUUUCAAUCCAUUCAAAGCACAAGAUGGUCAAAUCAUAGAUGACGUAAAAUAUGGAGCAUUAAAAACCAUUGUAGUUGAUAAAAAUGGUCAAGGAAAUUUCACGAGUGUGCAAAAAGCCAUAGAUUCUAUCCCAUCAAAUAACAAUUUCUGGACUCUUAUCAGUGUUAAAGCUGGUAUCUACAAUGAAAAGGUCAAAGUUCCUCGAGACAAGCCUUUUAUUGUUCUUCAAGGAGAAAGCAGAUGGAACACUGUGAUUCAGUGGGAAGAAGCCGGUAGUUCCACCUCGAGUGCUGCAUUUAGCUUGGAGGCCGACCAUUUCAUCGCGGCAAAAAUACUAUUCAAGAAUACAUAUAACCUUGUUCUACCGAUUCCUGACGACGGACACCGGAUUCUUUGGGCACCCGCUGCUGUAAUAUAUGGAGACAAGGCAAGUUUUUACGAGUGUGGUUUCGCUGGUUUGCAAGACACUUUGACAGACGCAGGUGGGCGUCACUAUUUCAAAUCCUGCUACAUUCAAGGCGCAAUAGAUUUCAUCUGGGGCAAAGGACGGUCAUUUUACGAGCGAUGCAUUCUAAAUGCCACAGCAGUUCCGGGUAGAACAACCUCUGGUCAUAUUACAGCUCAAGCUCGAGAUGGCCCCAACGAUCCCAGUGGUUUUGUGUUCAAUUUGUGUAGUAUACAAGGAAAUGGAGCUGUGUAUUUAGGAAGAGCAUAUAGACCGUAUUCAAGAGUAGUGUUUAAGGGUACAUUCAUGUCCAAUAUUGUUCAACCUGAGGGUUGGGAUGCAUGGAACGAGAAGGGCAAAGAGGAGACCGAGGGUGCUGGUUCGGUUUUCUCUAGAGAGGGGCUGAUAGGAUUCUUGUUUGGUGAGAGACAUCUGGUUGAAGCUUUUUUUAGAGAGAAAGUGGCUGAAAAUUUUGGAGAAAAGGGUGAUUUCACCUUUGCACAAGUUGAUUGUAAAGGACCAGGAUCAGAUACUUCAAAGCGUGUGCCAUGGGAAAAGAAACUUGAUGCAAGCCAGCUCGAGAAAUUUUCAAAAUCAUCUUUCAUAGACCAAGAUAGAUGGCUUGAGAAACUACGAAAGGAUCGUAAGCUAACAACGAUUACUUAUAAUGCACAUGAAGAUACUGAUAUUAGUGCUACUUUUACCUCAUCACCAAGCAAUAUUGUUGCAAAAGACAUAACCUUCAAGAAUUCAUAUAACCUUCCAUUCAACCAAAAAUUUUACAACAAAAAUAUCUACUAUGGAAUCAAGAUACCUGGAGUAAUACCGGCACUUUCUGCACGAAUUUAUGGCGAUAAAUCAGCUUUCUAUGAUUGUGCUUUCGUGGGAGUUCAAGAUACAUUGUGGGAUGUCCAAGGCCGACAUCACUUUUCUAAUUGCUACAUUGAAGGGGCAGUAGAUUUUAUAUUUGGUGCUGGCCAAUCUUUCUAUGAGGGUUGCUCGAUAAAUGUUACUAGUGCAGGUUUCAUAACAGCCCAGGGUCGAGAGUUUCCUAAUGAAACAAAUGGUUUCAUAUUUAGUCGUUGCACUAUUUCUGGAAUUAGAGGUGUUCGAGCUUUACUUGGAAGAGCCUUUAGACCAUACUCGAAAGUAAUAUUUCAAGAAUCAUUUUUAUCUGAAGUGGUUGAUCCUCUUGGAUGGAAUGCUUGGCAUUACGCAGGGCAUGAGGAUAAAUUCACUUAUGCGGAGAUUAAUUGUAAAGGACCAGGGUCUAAUAAAUCAAAGCGUGUUCCAUGGGAAAAGAAGCUAUCAGCAAAUCAACUCAAAGAGUUUUCAAAGUCAUCUUUCAUUGAUCAAGAUGGUUGGCUUGCCAAACUACCUCUUUGA
This is a messenger RNA of Dovyalis caffra, 1848 nucleotides long. The record is from the annotation of a GenBank genome assembly. NCBI's taxonomy places the organism in Eukaryota, Viridiplantae, Streptophyta, Magnoliopsida, Malpighiales, Salicaceae.